AGUCCCGGCCGCGCUGCCAUGCCAUGCUUGCCGCUGUCGUUGGUACCCACGCACCGCACCCGCUUUCAGUCUUGCACACAUGGAUAGCGUCUUGAGCUCCGUGGCAGACGAUGAUCCAUACGACAAAAGAGAGCAGUUUCUCCGACGUUAUAGUCGACGGUCCACGUCGUUCGUCCCAAAGAGCUGUGCUCACCAACGUGCCGCCGCUCGUAUUUCUCCCGCGGCCCCGGCAAGAUGCAUACCGCAAAAGGCAUCCGCUGGCAUCCGGCGUAUUCAUGAUGGCCGCAAAGCCGCCGCGCGCACCGAGCGAACAACGACGCUCGAGGGAAAUUCUUCCCAAAUCUCCAUCCACUCUGCGUUCAGCACGUCGAAUGGCCAAACUCCGCCCGCGAUGGACUGUUCCGCACCUCCUGCGAUGACAGCUGCCAUGGGCUACCAUGCCGCCCAUCGUGCGACCUUCCACGUUCAAGAAAGUAUCGAGCAUGCGUACGGCCCGGCCAUCGCUCGUCCAGCGAGGUAG
This is a messenger RNA of Coniophora puteana RWD-64-598 SS2, 520 nucleotides long. RefSeq lists its product as uncharacterized. The record is from RefSeq and is a predicted model, not a curated record. The coding region runs from base 80 to 520 and encodes 146 amino acids. Lineage: Eukaryota; Fungi; Basidiomycota; Agaricomycetes; Boletales; Coniophoraceae. The transcript has a single exon.